AUGACUUUAUUAGGCAAAAGAGCCACACUCAAGGGUCACCUAACACGCAUAGAGAAUUAUGUUGAGUCUGUUCGCAAGGAUGAAUCUUCCUUUUCUGCUGCGGACAUAGAAUCCAAUUUAGCUAAAAUUGAUGAUCUCAAAUCUCAGUUAAAUGUGGUGCAUGAGGAGCUAUUAAAUUCGGGACUUGAUGAAGCUAUCGAAAAUGAAGAACACUCAAAGUUAUUGGAUCGUAUUGCUCAAUUACGGCAGUUUCUAGUUGACGCUAUUGAUCGCAAGGCCGACACCAAUUCCGAGCAUGAAGACAAUAACCCAUAUUCCAAUCCUGGAUUUUCUGGUAUUUCAAAUAAAUCCUCCAAUAUUCAAUCGUCUCACAGUUCUUUGGAACAAGCUAUUGCUCUUCUCCUUCAACACCAAGCCCAAUCUGAAGUCAGAACCCAGAACAUGUUUGACCGGCUUACUCAGGCUGUGUCCGUUAAUACCCAACCACAAAAUCGAGAUUUCAAUGCCAAUAAGCCACCCAAACUCCCAACUUUAUCAGUCCCAGAUUUUUCCGGAGAUUACACAGAGUGGAACCAUUUCAAAAGUAUGUUCAUCUCCAUUGUCCACAAUAAUUCACAGUUAUCAGACGUUCAGAAGAUGCAGUACUUGAUGAAUUAUACCAAGGGAAAUGCUGCAAAGCUAAUUGGAAGUCUUUCUCUAUCAGAUGCCAAUUAUAUGGUAGCCUGGGAUAACCUAUCCUCACAAUAUGAAGAUCACUAUUCAGUUGUCCAUCAGCUCAUACAUAAGUUUUUCCAGAUGCCAACAGUUUCCGAUCCCACCCCCGCUGCGUUCACAGAGCUAGUCACCACCUCAAGGUCCAUUCUAAAUGCCCUGGAUGCCAUCCAGAUCACCAGUAGAGAUCCCUGGAUUAUUUAUAUCCUGCUGAGUAAAUUAGAUUCCGAGACCAAAGUCCUUUGGUCCAGAGAAGUCAAUGAUAGUUUGCCCACCUUGCCAGAAUUUAUACAAUUCUUGAAGAGUCGUAUGAAGUCCAUAGAAAAAUGUCCUCCACCAAUCACAAAGCCAAAUCCACAGUUUACCAAGUCAGCCAAUGCUGGCCCAACCAGCAAUAGAUUUCAGAAAGCAUCAGUUCUUGCCAACAUCCAACAAUGCCAAUGCCCUCUAUGCAAUGAGACCCAACACAGGUUGUUCAGAUGCCCCAAAUUCCUCGAUAGUUCCCCCUCAGAUCGUCUUGAGUUUGUUAGAGCAAACAAUAUAUGCCGAAAAUGCCUAACAGAAACCCACCUUACAAAGGAUUGUACGUUUUACACAUGCAGAAAGUGUCAAGGACACUACAGUACUCUGCUACACGAUGCUUUUAAGCCUUCCACCAAUCCUCAGAACCAGCCCAAGUGUCCUGUAAGUGACACAAGUCCAAAGAAUCGUGCCAACCUAACCACCACUGCCCAACAGAAAGAUGUUUCCUUGGUCCAACCAAACGACAAAAUGUCAGAGAAAUCAGAAUUUCCCACCAUUCCUCCAGCAAUAGUUGGCUCAUCCACAUCCUCGCGUUCUACGGUCCGGGUGUUCCUCGAGACAGCAGUUGUGAGGGUGUUGGACAGAUACGGUGUUCCACAACUUUGCAGAGCGCUUUUAGAUACUGACGCACAAGUGAGUCUAAUUUCACAGUCCCUCUUCCAGAAACUCAAACUCCCAAAGUCUCUAUCCGAAGUGUAUAUCGGAACGGUAGUAGAAGGAGGUACUAAGGCCAAGCAUCAGACUUUAUGUCAAGUCCAAGCCAUGGACGACAGUCCAGAUUCUCAGUUCAUGUUAACCUGCCAAAUCGUCCCAUCAGUACUCCAACAAAAACUGCCAAAUUGGAACGUUCAGGCCGAUCAAAUUCCCAUUCCCUCAGAUAUUUCUCUAGCCGAUCCGACCUGGUACGUUCCACAGCCAAUUGAUUUGAUAAUAAGCAACGAGUUUUAUAACGACAUUUAUACCAGUAAGAUUCUACGCUUGGGUCGAGGAUUUCCAGUUCUCAAAGAAAGUUGUUUCGGCUGGUUAAUUUCCGGGCCUCAUACUAGUUCAUCCCCAACUGAUCAAAUUGCCUAUGUCGGGACCACCCUAGCUUCUAUCGAUUCGUCCCUCAAGAAAUUUUGGGAAGUAGAAGAAGUGUCCCCAGAUCACCUCAAAGCUCCAGAUCACGAGACAGUCGAGAAUAUCUUUCAAGAAACCACUACCCGCGAUGGCACGGGACGAUAUAUUGUGCAUAUUCCUUUCUGGCCGAGUGUAACUCGCUUGCACAAUAAUCUUCCCAAUGCCACCAAACAAUUUCUGCUUUUCGAAAAACGCCUAUCUAACAAACCUGGGAUUAAGACCCAAUACCACGCAGCUAUGCAGGAGAAUUUCGAUCUCAAUUUCUUUGAGAAGGUACCACCGGAAGUGAUCAACUCCACCUCCUAUUAUAUGCCACUUCACGCUGUCAUUAAGGAAUCCCCUGUUGGUACCAAGCUACGAAUAGUCAAGAAUGCGAGUUCCAAAUCGCAAACCGGGCUCAGUCUCAACGACGUAGCUAUGAUGGGUCCUAUUGUGCAACCGGACAUUGCCACAAUUCUCCUAAGGUUCCGGGAACAUCCAUAUGCUUUUUGCUGUGACAUACAAAAAAUGUAUCCCCAAGUCUUACUCCAUCCCCCUCACAGAGACUAUCAUCGCAUUUUAUGGCGAUACAAUCCAUCAGAGCCAAUUAGUCAUUACAGAGCCAGAGGUGUUUGCUUCGGUGUAACAACCUCUUCCUAUCUAGCCACCCGAGUGCUCAUAGAUUUAGCAGAAAAGGAACAAGUCCAAUUCCCACUUGCCGCAAAAGCCCUCAAGCAGAAUUUUUAUGUAGACGAUUGUCUCAUUUCCUUUCCAUCCAUUCCGGAAGCUAAAGAAUGUCGGCUACAAUUGACGGAGUUGCUUGCUUCGGCAGGUAUGACCCUUCCCAAAUGGUGUGUCAAUGACCCACAGAUAACUGAUCAUUCCGACCAAAGAGAGAGUUGCGACAUAUUCCCAGAAAAAUCCAAGGCGUUAGGCAUGAUUUGGCUUCCCCAAGAUGACCAGUUCACGUUCAAGCUUACAAAAGAUUUUUCAAAGGCUAACACCAAAAGAGAGGUACUUGCCGUCAUUGCGUCCCUUUACGAUCCCCUAGGGCUGAUAUCCCCUGUCAUUGUAGUAGGGAAGUUGAUCCUACAAGAGAUCUGGAAGGCACAAAUCCCCUGGGACCAACCCAUGUCUUCCGAGAUUAUUACCAAGUGGAAACAGUUUGCCGAAGGUCUAUCUUCCAUUCAUUCCCUUCAUGUUCCACGCUCAGUUUCCGAAUUUAAAUUCCCAAAAUCCAGAGAGUUGCAUGUUUUCUGUGACAGCAGCUCCUUUGCAUAUGGCGCAGUGGCCUAUGUAGUCACUGAGAAUGAGACAGGUGAGCGUAAGGCUCAGUUAUUAAUGGCCAAGUCACGUAUUGCUCCCACUAAGUCAAUAACCAUACCCAAAUUAGAAUUAUGCGCCACAGUUCUAGGUGCCAGACUGAUCAGGAAAAUUCAAGAGUCCCUCUCAUUCAAUGGGUAUUUUCCAUGGACAGAUUCGACGAUUGUCUUAGGACAAAUCAGGUCAAAGCGCGUCAAGUUUGAUGUAUUUACCGCCCACAGAAUUUCUGAGAUCCAUAAGCUAACAGAUUCGUCCAAAUGGCAGCAUGUACCGGGAGGUUCAAAUCCUGCGGAUAUUGUUUCGCGAGGUUUGUUGCCCACAAAGUUGAAAAGUUCACAAUUAUGGUGGACGGGCCCUAAAUUUCUGUUAGGUAAGGCCGAAGAUUGGCCUGAAGACCCUUAUGGUGUCAUGUUCAUUGCCUCCAAUAUUGCCAAUGAGAGUCAAGUCCUACCUUCACAUCCAUUAGAAACAAUCCUCAAUAAAUCCAACAGCUAUGUUAAGGUAAAAAAUAUCUUAGCAUAUGUCCUCAGAUUCCUAACCAAGUCCACGAGGCGUGUUAAAGGUCCUCUCACUCCCACAGAAAUCCAUGCCUCAGAGCACAAGUUAAUAUCUUUUGCACAGUCUCAACACCUGUCCGAAGUGAGAUCAGCCAUUGCUGAUGGUUCUAUGUGGACGGGGAGGAAAUUCAACAAUGUUCGUCAUCUAACACCAUUCAUUGACGAACAGCGAAUCAUCAGAGUGGGAGGAAGACUUGCUAAGUCUCUGCAGGACUACGACGUUAGACAUCCUAUGCUGCUACCUAAGUGUCGACUUUCAACCCUCAUUACCAUGCAAGCACACAAGGACAACAUGCACGCCGGGCCACAGUUACUCCUAGCUACUCUACGCCAGAGAUAUUGGCCAUUAGGAGGAAGAAAUCUUACCCGUCGUGUUACCAGAUCAUGUGUCGUGUGUUGGAAGAAGAGACCCCUCAUUCUAGAACAAAGAAUGGGUGAUCUUCCUCAGGGCAGGAUAGAGCAUGUCGCACCUUUCAAAGUAUGUGGUGUAAACCUAUGCGGACCAGUGCUCACUCGACCAAGCUUCAAAGCGGUACAUCUCGAAGUCGUCGGCAGCCUUACCACAGAGAGUUUUAUCGCAGCCUUGAGAAGAUUCGUUGCCCGCCGCUCCGCCCCUAGUGACAUCUUCAGCGAUAAUGCCACCAAUUUUAAGGGAACCUACAAGCGAGCCAUUCAGAGACUUUCUAAGUUACCAGUUGAGGUACUUUCGACCUCAGAAUCGGCCCCUAGCAUGUUAACGCCAAAAUUGCAUCAAGCAUUUUGA
This is a messenger RNA of Phlebotomus papatasi, 4755 nucleotides long. RefSeq lists its product as uncharacterized. The transcript has a single exon. The record is from RefSeq and is a predicted model, not a curated record. Gene Ontology annotation, molecular function: nucleic acid binding. The coding region runs from base 1 to 4755 and encodes 1584 amino acids. Lineage: Eukaryota; Metazoa; Arthropoda; Insecta; Diptera; Psychodidae.